Ipomoea nil (Japanese morning glory) is the source of this 2511-nucleotide messenger RNA. Its product is annotated as transmembrane and coiled-coil domain-containing protein 4-like. The transcript is spliced from 15 exons. The record is from RefSeq and is a predicted model, not a curated record. The coding region runs from base 210 to 2222 and encodes 670 amino acids. Lineage: Eukaryota; Viridiplantae; Streptophyta; Magnoliopsida; Solanales; Convolvulaceae.
GCUUUUCCAGUUUCCACAAGAAAUUCCAAAUAUUGCAAGACUAUAAAUAUGCCAAAUAAUAUAUAUAUUCAAAAUAAGAAGAAGAUUUAACGAGAGUUUUGAAUGAGCUGAGAGCAGUGUAGCUACAAAGAAAACAACAGAAAUUCGUUUGAUUGAUUCGGAAUUGGACACUCUGAUUUUAGCGAUUGCUUUCCGUUGAAUGAAAUUCAAUGUCGUCGUCGCCUUCAUCGAUACUCGCGCCGACUCAGAGGUACGCCGCCGCCGCCCUUCUCGGGUUGGCCCUUUACCAGGCCCAGAUCCACCAGACCCGUCCUUUGGGGGUUCCCUCCGAUGGCAACGAAGACCUAACCCAGGAUCGCAUCAGCAGUGGUAGCAGCAGCAGCAGCGAUUCCGUCUCCGAAGACCCACAGCUUUGGGUGCACCAGUCAUCCUCUCUCCUCCGUCCUGUCUUCAAGUUUCUAGAGAUCGAUCCUAUAGCAUGGACUGGACUUGAGGAAACUGCCGGUAAUGGACCGGCCAAUCGUCAUGUGGGAGCGUUUCUCAGGUUACUCUCUGAGGGAAGUGGGGAUGCUUCUUCUGAAGUACUGGAAAGGGAAAUUACUUUGGCAAACAGUAUAGAUUCUAUGGCAUCAAGCAUAGAGAAAACUGUUGAUCUUGAAUCUGAGAAGGAGAAGCUGCGUGAAUAUGAGAAUGAAUGCAGAGAGAAAUUCUCAACUGCUGACUCAGAGUCAAAUCCUGAAGGGGAAGCUACUCAUGUUGAAAAUCAACCGGAGACUGAGACCCUUGUCAAACCAUCUAGCAGUGGACAUGCACAUAUGGAGCCUAUUAGUGGGUUUGAUGAAAAGCCAGCACAAGACUUAAAGGUCCUUUCAUAUAAUAGGAAAUUGACAGUCCUGUACGAACUUCUUUCAGCAUGUCUGGCAGCUACACCAGAGGAUAAUAAAAAUGCUUCUACUCAACGAAGAAGGGGCUAUGAUGCUCGAUAUCGUGUGUCUUUGCGGUUACUUGCAACCUGGUUUGAUGUCAAAUGGGUUAAAGUGGAAGCUAUUGAGACCAUGGUUGCUUGUUCAGCAAUGGCUUUAUUGAAAGCCCAAGAAUCCAAGGAAGAAGCCGAAUCUUCUAAAAGCAGAUGGGCUAAGUGGAGACGUGGAGGUAUCAUAGGUGCAGCAGCAUUGACAGGAGGAACAUUAAUGGCGAUUACUGGUGGUUUAGCUGCUCCAGCCAUUGCUGCAGGGUUUGGUGCUUUAGCUCCAACAUUGGGAACUCUUGUUCCUGUGAUUGGAGCAAGUGGGUUCGCUGCGGUUGCCACUGCUGCAGGAAGUGUUGUUGGCUCUGUCGCAGUUGCUGCAUCAUUUGGAGCUGCCGGAGCGGGACUUACAGGGUCUAAAGUGGCUCGGAGAAUGGGAGAUGUUGAUGAAUUUGAGUUUAAAACAAUAGGGCAAAACCAUAACAAAGGCCGGCUAGCAGUUGAGAUAUUAAUCACUGGAUUUGUUUUCGAGGAGAGUGAUUUUUUUAGACCUUGGGAAGGCGAAUACAAUAACUUGGAAAGAUAUGCACUGCAGUGGGAGUCUAAGCAUCUAAUGGCUGUAAGCUAUGCAAUUAGGAAUUGGCUUACUUCAAGUAUUGCUCUUGAAUUAAUGAAGCGAGGUGCCAUGAUGACAGUAUUGAGCUCUUUCUUAACAGCCUUGGCUUGGCCAGCAACAUUACUUGCUCUUACUCAUUUUAUUGACAGUGAAUGGACAAUUGCUGUAGACAGAUCUGAUAAGGCUGGAAUACUGCUGGCAGAGGUUCUGCAGAAAGGAUUGCAAGGGCACAGGCCUGUGACACUAGUUGGUUUUUCGCUGGGGGCAAGAGUAAUCUUCAAAUGUCUUCAGAUUUUGGCUGCCAGUGGCAAUAAUGCCGGACUUGUAGAAAGAGUUGUUCUUCUUGGGGCGCCAAUUAGGAUUAGAGAUGUGAACUGGGAAGCAGUUAGAAAGGUGGUGGCUGGGAGGUUUAUUAAUGUCUAUUCUACAAAUGAUUGGAUGCUUGGAAUUGUCUUUCGUGCUAGUCUCCUGAGUCAAGGGCUAGCUGGGAUUCAACCGGUUGAUGUUCCUGGAGUCGAGAAUGUUGAUGUAACAGAACUGAUUGAUGGCCACUCUGCAUAUUUGUGGACUAGCCAAGAGAUUCUAGAACUGCUUCAGCUGGACACAUAUUAUCCUGUUUUUGGUCGCGCUUCGAGAUAGGACUUGCGUCAUAUUUUGCCGUUGAUUUUCAGCUUACAAGACAGGGUACAGAAUUCAAAACUGAGGAAGGGGGUGUAAACUGUAAAGGGGUUAUUCUUGCUGUUGUAAAUACACCAUAUCUCUUCUCUUCAGAACUUUUACAAUGGCUUUGAAACUUAGAAGAUAUGUAAUUCCAAUAGAAUUUCAUUACUCUGAGAAUGAGAGAUUUUCAUUGAUGUUUUUUGAAAUUGUAAUUGCACCAUGUAACUUAGAAGAUUGAUAAUUUAAUAAUGAUGAGGGGGAGUUGUUA